Messenger RNA from Vicugna pacos (alpaca), 2292 nucleotides. It is a transcript of the gene GJC3, whose product is annotated as gap junction protein gamma 3. Gene Ontology annotation, cellular component: connexin complex. Gene Ontology annotation, biological process: cell-cell signaling. The record is from RefSeq and is a predicted model, not a curated record. NCBI's taxonomy places the organism in Eukaryota, Metazoa, Chordata, Mammalia, Artiodactyla, Camelidae. Gene Ontology annotation, molecular function: gap junction channel activity.
UUUAGGCGGUGACUCUGGAGGCCACGGGAUAAAACGGAGAAGUCCCAGGAUGCAAACAACCCGGACCCCUGAGUCACCCCAUGGAGGAGAGGAAAUUGUGUGAUUUUCACGCGUUGGUGGGCCCAGGACUAGCUAAUCUCCUUCUGCCCCGGCCGCUCGGCAUCCCUGGCCCAGUGCCGUCCCAUCCGAUUCUCUUUCCCCCCCUGCCCUUGGAUGACCCCUGCACCCGGGCACCCUGCUGCUCCAGGUCUUGGCACAUUUUGUCCACAUAUGGCUGUGGGAGGAGGCUGGUCUCAUCGGGUGGGAAGAGGGGCGACAAAGAGGGCAUUGUCUGGUGGAAUAAAGACGUGGGAUGGAGUUCUCUUUAUCCUUGGGGGCUUCUUUCCUGGCACCAACCCUUAGAAACGCAUUGUGAAAGAGAAGUUUGUCUUGGUGCUUUAGGCUUCGGUCAGAAGCUUAGAAAUCAUCAGGCAGAAACUGCCCUGCCCCUGCCCUCCAGCAUCAACCUUCACCUCCUCCCGAUACCCACACUGACCCGGGCACUGUGGACAUUUAUAAAUGGAGCCAUUGAGGAAUCAGGAGAAAUCCAUGCAACUCUGAAAAAUGUGCCUGUUCCCCAAGUCCUAUGUGUGUCCCCGCUUUCCACCCCCACUUCAGGCAUCUGGACAAGGUCUCUGGUCCCUGUGGCUGGACCACCCGCAGAGCCCCGAAUGGUGGGCUCACAGGUCUCUGUUCCCAAGGAGAUGGUCACAUGCCAUCAGCAAAGAUGUGCUGAAGGCACCUGACUCGGUGGCUCCUCCUUGAGAAGCAUCUUAGCAGAGCGGGGAGAGGCUGACCCUGGAGUCAUCUUUGGUUCCCAGCCUGUGUCUUCGACUCGCUGCCUGAGUGACCUUCACAGGAUGUGUGGCGGGUUCCUGAGGCGGCUGGUGGUGGAGGAGAGCCGGCACGCCACCCCUGUGGGGCGCCUCCUGCUUCCUGUGCUCCUGGGAUUCCGCCUGGUGCUGCUGGCCGCCAGUGGGACGGGGGUCUUCAGUGAUGAGCAGAGCGAAUUCGUGUGUCACACCCAGCAGCCGGGCUGCAAGGCCGCCUGCUACGAUGCCUUCCACCCUCUCUCCCCUCUGCGCUUCUGGGCCUUCCAGGUCAUCCUGGUGGCGGUGCCCAGCAUCCUCUAUGUGGGGGUCACGCUGUAUCACGUGAUCUGGCAGUGGGAAGCAGGAAAGGUGAAGAGGGAAGAAGGGACACUGAGCGGCCAGGGGGAGGAGAGCCAGGGUGCCUCAGGGGCUGGGAGCCCCAGGCUGCUCUGGGCCUACGUGGCACAGCUGGGGGUGCGCCUGGCCCUUGAGGGGGCAGCCUUGGGGGGACAGUACCAUCUGUAUGGGUUCAAGAUGCCCAGCUCCUUCUCAUGUCGUCAAGAGCCUUGCCUUGGUAGUACAACAUGUAAUCUGUCUCGUCCCGCUGAGAAGACCAUCUUCCUAAAGACCAUGUUCGGGGUCACUGGGCUCUGUCUCCUGUUUACUCUUUUGGAGCUGGUGCUCCUGGGCGUGGGGAGAUGGUGGAAGACCCGGAAGGACAAAGCUCCCUCUUCUAACUACUUCCCAUCUUCAGAGAGCACCAAAAGACACCGGGAACCAACUGGUAACUUCCCAGCGGUGGAAACAAAAGAACAGUUCCAAGAAGCAGGUGGGAGGGGCACCGAUGUCCCUCUUGCUUCCUGCCCCUGAUGCAUCCAUCCCGGUGAUCUUCCACAGCAGGUCCCUUGCCCUCUGGGAAGUACAACUCCCACGUGUUACAAGGGAGAAAACCAGGUUCUAGGCAGAUGUCUUCUGACCGCUGCUCCCAAAACACCCCCCAACUGCCAUCUCCAUCAAUCGGGUGGUUCUUUCCAGUGAACCGGGACCACAGUGUGCAGUCAGUUGUACCUCUGGCUUUUCCAUUUAGGUCUCUUCCCACUUAGAAGAAGUCUCAGCUUCUGCUUGAUUCUCUACUUUGCAGAGUUAUGAAGACACCUGGCUCACCCGUGAAGGAAACCCUAUGACUGGAUCUUCUUUGGAACAUCCAGUGAGUGGGGAUUUAUCUCCAGGGCAAAUCAGAGGCUACUGAUGUAUAUCCAAGAGCCACGGUAGGCCAUGCUGUCUGCAGCAUGUCCUUGAAGGGCUCCUGCCUGUGCCUUCUCACCAAAUCCCCCGGUGUCAGCAUCACGGUUUUCAUGGGUUUCACUCCAGAGCCAGCCAGCAGAAGCCUCCAUAAGAUCGUGCCUCUCCCUGUCCUGUGCAAUAAAUAUUGGUCACCGUU